Scylla paramamosain (green mud crab) is the source of this 4203-nucleotide messenger RNA. RefSeq names its product serine/threonine-protein kinase pakA-like. NCBI's taxonomy places the organism in Eukaryota, Metazoa, Arthropoda, Malacostraca, Decapoda, Portunidae. Gene Ontology annotation, cellular component: replication fork; site of double-strand break; nucleus. Gene Ontology annotation, molecular function: damaged DNA binding; DNA-directed DNA polymerase activity. The transcript is spliced from 10 exons. Bases 308 to 4186 code for a protein of 1292 amino acids. Gene Ontology annotation, biological process: error-prone translesion synthesis; response to radiation. The record is from RefSeq and is a predicted model, not a curated record.
ACAAAAGACCCAGACAGUGAGACAAACCUGUCAGGGAGCGCCGUUUCAGAAGGCAACAACGCAAGCACCAUCAUCAUCAUCAUCACCAGCCUACGGUGUAAACAAAGGACGCCUGUUUGAACUUGCAGCGCACCUUCGUCGUCUGUUUCACCACACAUGUACUGCCCCUGGUGCCCCACUGUAGAGGAAACCGUUGAACAUUGCGUUGUGCUUCACCACCACCAGUCGUACCCAUCGGGAUCAAGACUUGAUCUGCCUACCCUACAAGCGUUAGAGGGUAUUGACUCCUCCAAACGAACAGUACAGGAUGACGGAGCGUGUGGUGGUGCUGGUGGACAUGGACUGCUUCUAUGUGCAGGUGGAGGAGAGGGAGCAGCCACACCUGCGAGGCAAACCUGCAGCCGUGGUGCAGUACAACUCCUGGCGUGGUGGCGGGAUCAUUGCAGUGAAUUACGAGGCACGGGGGUUUGGCGUGAAGCGAGGCAUGCGUGGUGACCAGGCCAGGGAGAGGUGCCCCGACAUACAGUUGGUGCAGGUGCCCGUCAGUCGUGGCAAGGCAGACCUGAAUAAGUACAGAGAGGCAGGUAAGGAGGUCAUCAAUGUGCUUGUGGAAUUCAGUGACUGCGUUGAGAGGGCCAGCAUUGAUGAGGCCUACGUGGAUCUGACCAGUGUGGUGGACAGGCGGAUGGCAGAGGUGGAGGAGAGGGUGUCAGCCGCGGCCCUUCCCUCCACCUGGGUUGUGGGCUACAGUGGAGAGGAGGAGGUGGAAGGGGAAAAAGGUGACAGAGAAGCCAGCUUAAACAAAUGGGUUGCAGGACUCAACCAAGAGGAUAAACCAGAGUUAGAGGAGGAGGAGGAGGAGGAUGAGGAGAUGAGGAGAGGCAGGUCAGGGAGCAAGGCUGACCUCCGCCUGGCCCUUGCCGCAGCACACUGUGAGGAGAUGAGACGUGCUGUGUUCACUCGGACCAGCUUUAAGUGUUCUGCAGGAAUAGCACAUAAUAAGAUGCUGGCCAAGCUGUCCUGCGGCCUGCACAAACCUAACCAGCAGACCGUCUUGCCCCAGGGGAAGGUGCAGACCCUGUGGGACGGCCUGCCUUUAGGGAAAGUCCGAAACCUGGGAGGGAAGCUUGGGGACUCCCUGACAGAGACCCUGGGCUGUGUGACCAUGGGGGACCUCUCCAGGGUGUCACUUAGCAGGCUGGCAGUCCACUAUGACCAUAAGACUGCGCACUGGCUCCACAGUCUGGGCCGCGGCAUUGACACCGAGGCUGUCACGUCCCGUCAGCUGGCAAAGAGUAUUGGGUGUGGCAAGAAUUUCCAAGGCCGUGAGACUCUUGACACGCCAGACAAGGUUCGAAAAUGGACGAGAAGUUUGGCAGAUGAACUUUCAGAGCGACUGGAGGCAGACAAGGCAUCUAACAAACGCACAGCUCGGACUCUCACUGUGGGGGUACGUUUGGAUGGGGAUGACCGCUGGUGCUCCUUUACGCGUUCCUGCCGCUUGCCCUCCUAUGACGCUGAAAGGAUUUGCCGUGUGUCUCUUGCCCUUUUCCACCACACCAACAUUGCUGCCACGCCUGAUGUCUGGUCCCCAUCUAUCAAGCACAUCAGUCUGUCCGCUGGCAAAUUUCAGGACCUGGCUGGCUCUGGCUCGGCAAACAUUCAGGAGAUGUUUAGAAAAGCUGAGAGGAAGGCUUCUGCUACCACACCCAUCCCUGCUACUGCCCCAAAUGCCCCUGCAAAGCUCUCAAAUGUGUCUGCAAGGUCCCCAAGUAUUCUGUCUUUAUUCUCCAACAUUCCUGCAACCUCAAAAAUCCCUGCAACGCCCUCAAAUUUCCCUGCAACUUUGCCAAACAUCCCUGCAACUUCGCCAUCUUCCUCCUCCACCUUUCUCUCCCCCCAGACCCCCUCCACAUCAUUUUUCCUCCCAAAACUUUCCUCCAAUGCAUCUUUUUCUUCUCCCAAAUCUUCCUCCUCCAGAUUUUUUCCUUCCAAAACCUCCUCCAACUCUACCUCUCCUCCAUCACCCUCCUCUUCUUCCUCCUCCUCCUCUUCUUCCUCUCCUUCAUCACCGAACAACAAUACUCAAGAGGAAGGGGAAGAAGACUCUCUGUUGGACGAUUCAAACACUCAAGCAGUCAUGCCCAGCCAAUCACAGGCCUUGGAAGAGACACCUAGCCAAUCGGCAGCCUCUAUUCAUCCCCAGGCUGAGGAACUCACCAAAAGGAUGGCGGCAAAGGUCAAGCAAGGUCGUGUGUCAUUCCCAAGCCAGGGCAGCUGCAAGGAAAGGUCAACAGAGGUGAAAAAACAUCCAACGAACUCAUUUUUCAAGAAUUUUUUAUUGAAUAAGUUAAAAAAAGACAAUGGUGGUGAUGGUGGUGGUACUAAUAGUUGUGAUAGUGGCCUAGAAUCCCACAGGAGUGAUGAGAAGCCUGAAAGUGAUAGGAUAGUGAUGGGUAAUACAGGGGUGAUGGAAACUGCAAGUGAUAAUGAAAAAGAGGAAGAGAGAGAGAAUGUGAACUACUCAGAUGAUGAAGAGAAAGAAAGAACAAGCAAAAAUAGUGAAGGUGAGGAGGUAAUGAAUAACUUGGACAGUGAAAGUGAAAGGAGAAAGGACAGGAGUGGAAAAAGUGAAUUUGAAGGUGAAGGGAAGAACAAAAGUAAUGAUAGUGAAGAUAGUGAGGGAAGGGAAGAUGUGAGUGAUUUAGACAUCUUAGUAAGUCUGUUAGAUAGUGAUGAAGAAAAUGGGAAAGAAAUUGGAAGAAAGGAGGAAGAAGGAAGAGAAAGAGAAGCAGAUGAAAAUGACACAAAGGGAACAUUUGGUGAAGAGAGAAGAGAAGGAAUAGAUGAAUAUGACUUGAAGGGAAAAUUUGAUGAAGGAAGGAGAGGAGAAAAAGAUGAACAUAUGAAGGGAAGAUUGCAUGAAGGAAGAAGUGAAAGGAAUAAACGAGAGGACAUAGAGAAAACACAUGACAAAGAAACAGAGGAAGAAGAUGGAAAUAACAAAGAAAAAAGAAAAACAGAGAAACUUGAGGACAUAGAGAGAAAACCAGAUAAGGAGAAACAGGGAAGACUUGACAUGGAAACAAAGGAAGGAGAUAAUGAAGAAAACACAAGGAGAACAGAGGAGGAGGAGGAGGAGGAGGAAAACAAUGCAGUAUAUGAGGACAAGGAAAAAUCACUCAGCCCAGAAUUAUUCAGCUCUUGGGAAGUGGAAAAAUGCAAGGAAAAAAUAAGAAACAGAUCAAGAAGAAGAAGAAGAAGACUCACAUUUAUAAAGAGUGCCACAGAGACCAGUGACCAACAAACUGAGAGUGCCAGGGAGGUUGUGCAGGGGAGUGCCAAGCCGGACAUCAAUCUAGAAGCGCACACAAGUGGCAAUGGGUAUUCUGGCCGUGGGAACAGUGCCACAGACAAGACGGCUGGUUUACAACUUAAUAGAAGGGAUGGUGGAGUGACAGAGAGUGCCAUAAGUCAUGUAGAAGCUGAUACAGGUGCCAGUCAUACAAGGGAAGCUCAGAACAGUGCCACAAGUAAUUUACAAGCAAAUUUAAGUAGCAUAACAACUGCCACAAGUAAUUUACAAGCCAAAACAACCAUUACCACCACAGGAACCACCAAUCAGGACCCUCAGAACAGUGCCAGAGGAGAGAGAGACUCCACCACUGCAGAAACAAGACCAGGCACCUCAGAUGACAGUGCCAGGGAGAGUCAGGUCCUGGCACUGGAGCUGUUCCCUGACCUUGAUAAUGUUGAUACCUCACUUCUGCCACUGUUACCUGAGAAUUUAAGGGCCGAGGUGGAGGCACUGUUGGCGCGGCACUGCAAGAACACCACCCAGCACUGUACAGGUGACGCUACGCACUCGGCACUCCCAGAACCCCAAGAAACUAGAGGGAUCAUGAAAUAUAUAAGCCGUAGUCCAAAAAAACAUGCAGAAAAAGAUGGUGGCAGUGACUUAGUGCAGUGCAAAGAGUGCCAGAGGUUUGUGUCACCCUUUGAUUUGCCAGAACAUUUAGAUUUUCAUGUGGCACUCAAGCUGCAAAGUGACCUCAGGCAGUCUGGGGCUGGCAGUGAGGGUGCGGGUCGGGUCGUGACGGGCAGGGGCAAGAAACGAGGUCGUCCCAGUCGCCAGGAAGCCAUCGGGAAGAAAAUACAGAAAUUAGAUGCAUUUUUCACUAGAUGAUAUAUAUAUAUAUAUAU